AUGGCCAACGUGAAUAGCGGAAAUUCUGGAUGUCGCGCUGUGGUUAUGGCGGGUAAAUACCUAUCAAAAACGUCCCCCCUGGGAAUGACAAAAGGUUUACAACCGAGGAAGAUUAGCUCUUCACGGCGUGCGUCAAGCUCCCACGCGUCUGGUGUGGCAGAAAAGCCAGUGGCUCAUCAUUUCUCCGCCUCGGCCAAAACCAACCUGAUAUACCGGGACGUCAAAGCUUUUCUCAGUCAAGUUGGUGGAGACCCCAGGGAAGCUCGGUACUGGCUCGGACAAUUUCAGAGAGCUGCUUCGGCCAAGUCUCCUUUUGCAGUUAUAGAGGUGGAAAGUUCAGUGUUUGACAGCAAGGAAAUGGUUCAAAGCUUAGCCUUUGGACUCUCAUUCCUACAGCGAAUGGACAUGAAGCCUCUAGUGGUGAUGGGCAUGUCCCAGUCUGACAAAAGCGAUGACACUCUUACAGAGGGGGACUUGCAGAGCUCCAGGAGACCGGUGGAGCAAAGUCAGCAGCUGACUGAGGCUCUGCAAGAGCAAUCAGCCUCUGUUUUACCAUUCUUCUCGGCUGAAGCAUUCCUAAAGCUACAUAAAGUUCCACAUGGCAGCAGUGCUCUACCAUCCCUCUCUGUUGAUACAAGCCUUCUCCAGUGGAGUCUCAACUGUGGGAUGAUUCCUCUGGUUUGCCCUGUGGGGAAGGAUGAGCAAGGCCGCUCUGUGAUCUUGGACUCGAUGGAAGUUACGGCAGCGAUUUCUCAUGCUUUGCAGCCCCACAAAGUUAUGUUCUUGACCAACAUGGGAGGGCUGCGGAACCAGGAAAAUGAGGUGUUAGGUACCGUGUCAUUACCUGGCGACCUGCCUCAUCUUUCCAUGGCACCAUGGCUAAGCGCGAAAGAGCGCCAUAGAGUGACUGGCAUAGCCAGACUGCUUAACUGCCUGCCGACUGAGUCCUCUGCAGUGAUCACCUCUGCUGACACACUGCUGACAGAGCUUUUCAGCCACAAAGGAUCUGGGUCACUAUUUAAAAACAGAGAGCCCAUACAUAGGUAUAAUUCCUUUGAUGAGAUUGAUGCAGAUCGCCUUUUGGCUCUCAUCAACAAAACUUUCAAUAAAACACUGAAGCGAGAUUACAUUGACUCUCUCAAAGGGCGGCUGCAUUCGGUCUAUCUAUCUGAAGGCUACACAGCUGCAGCCAUUGUCACUAUGGAAGUGGCGAAUACGCCAUACCUUGAUAAACUGGUGGUUAGCACAACAGAGCAAGGCCAGGGCACUGGCCACCUCAUGUGGGAGUGUAUGAGACAAGAUCUGGGUAAACUCUUCUGGAGGUCCAAAACCAACAACAAAAUUAAUCCCUGGUAUUACAAACAUUGUGAAGGGAGCUUUGCUAAUGGGGAAUGGAUCGUCUUCUGGAGUGGCCUUACAGACAUUCGAGAGUCAUACGAGCUUGUGGAGUAUGCUAAGAAUCUGCCCGACUCUUUCUGUGCUUCUCCUCUAACACCAACCCAGAAUCUGAAAGCAUCAUGAAACUCAGUGCCUUGA
This is a messenger RNA of Nerophis lumbriciformis (worm pipefish), 1536 nucleotides long. The record is from RefSeq and is a predicted model, not a curated record. NCBI's taxonomy places the organism in Eukaryota, Metazoa, Chordata, Actinopteri, Syngnathiformes, Syngnathidae.